CAUCCUCCCUUUAUAGACGAUCUGUGCAGCCCUCUAGCUGUGACGCGGCUCGGUGGCUGGUGGCUGUCAGGCUGGACUCACAUCUCUCCUCCUGGAUGGGGUUUUUUCGGACACGAAAGAGGCCAGUAUUCAACAUGGAUGGCACACCUGAGUCUUUAUAAACCGCUGUGACGCCACCCUCAGACUGGAUGACAGGAGAUGAGACGCUGCAGUACCAGACCACAUCAUGAGCAUCCAGAGUCUGGGAGGAGCUAUAGGGGAGUCCCUUGGCUCUAACCUGACAGUGCGUAUGAGUGGAGCAGGUGGCGGGUGGAGUGCUCUCUCCCUGAAACCCGUUUCCUCUGGACGGAUCACCUCAAUGUUCCAGACGAUGGUCCCAACCGGUUAUACCAAGCUGCAGGAGGAGCGGUUGGCCAUGGUGGACCUCGGAGCUAAACCUGAGGCCGCCUCGCUGCAGAACGGCUACAGACCGGAGACAUCUCAUAUAGAAAGCAGACGGGUCCUGGACCGGGCCUCUCGCUCUUCUCUGUCUUUAGCUGACUGUGGAGAUGGAGGCUACUCUGAGACAGAGCCCAUGCUAGCUGAACGGAGGCUCUCAGGAGAGGAGGCAGAUGGGGAGGAGGAGGAAGAAGAUGAGGAGGAAGGACUGGGGUCUAAUGGGCAGAAUUUGCCCAAAGAGUCACCACUGGCUAUGGCUUUGCAGAUUUUGGUGCCUUUCCUUCUAGCUGGAUUUGGAACUGUGUCAGCUGGAAUGGUCCUGGAUAUUGUGCAGCACUGGGAGGCGUUUCAGUACAUCACAGAGAUCUUCAUCCUGGUACCUGCACUGCUCGGCCUGAAGGGAAACCUGGAGAUGACGCUGGCCUCGAGGCUGUCCACAGCGGUAAAUGUGGGCAAGAUGGAUUCUCCCAUAGAGAAGUGGAAUCUGAUCAUAGGCAACCUGGCACUGAAGCAGGUUCAGGCCACUGUGGUGGGUUUUCUGGCGGCUGUAGCGGCCGUGGUUCUUGGUUGGAUCCCGGAGGGAAAGUUUCAGAUGAGCCAUGCUGUUCUGCUCUGCUCCAGCAGCGUGGCCACGGCCUUCAUAGCCUCCCUGCUACAGGGUAUCAUCAUGGUGGGGGUAAUUGUGGGUUCAAAGAAGACGGGCAUCAACCCGGACAAUGUAGCUACACCCAUUGCAGCCAGCUUCGGUGACCUCAUUACCUUGGCGAUCCUGGCCUGGAUUAGCCAGGGCCUCUACAAGUGCCUGGACUCCUACCCAUAUGUGUCGUCAGUGGUUUGCGCCUUCUUCAUGUGUCUGACUCCUCUGUGGAUGGUCAUCUCCUCCAAGCACCCAGCCAGCCGCACCCUGCUCUACUCCGGAUGGGAGCCAGUCAUCACUGCCAUGGUCAUCAGCAGCAUCGGAGGGCUCAUCCUGGACAAAACGGUGUCUGACCCAAAUCUGGCUGGCAUUGUAGUGUACACCCCGGUUAUCAACGGUAUUGGGGGUAACCUGGUGGCCAUCCAGUCCAGCAGGAUCUCUACCCACCUGCAUUUCCACUGUGCUCCUGGGGAGGUUCCUGACGAGGCCAAGGGCUGCUACUACCCCUGCCGUACAUUCUGUGGUACAGGAGCCAAUCAUCGCUCUGCUCAGGUGCUUCUGCUUUUAGUGAUCCCUGGUCACCUAAUUUUCCUUUACACCAUCCACCUGAUGAAGAGUGGUCACACCACGCUGACACCUAUUUUCAUGUCCGUCUACCUGGCUGCUGCUAUGCUGCAGGUGCUGCUGUUGCUGUGUAUAGCAGACUGGAUGGUUCACUCCAUGUGGCGGAGCGGCAAAGACCCAGACAGUUUCUCCAUCCCUUACCUGACAGCUCUAGGUGACCUGCUGGGCACUGCCCUACUGGCGCUCAGCUUCCACUUCCUGUGGCUCAUAGGAGACCAGGACAGCGAUGUGGGCGACUGAAAAGGCCUUUGACAAUAAUGUGGCAAAGGUGACAGGAACCCUGCAGUCUGCCAUCCGACUUCUCACGCCCUUAAGCCUUGUGGGAAUGUGGGCACUCUGUCGCUGGCCAGCACAUUCCUCAGCUUCACAUACUGGAUGAUACUGAAACCACAUGAUGGUUUAGAAACUAUUUUCUGCUCAUGGCUUUUUUUCUACACACAAAGAACAUUAUGUUCCUUAAAUUUAGACUGUUCUCUGUAGCAAUUCUGAUCUGCAAUCGUUUGCACCAAAGCACUUGGAUAUUAUAUUGCUGGUCUUGUUAAGAGGAGCAGGAAAAUGGCAGCCACCACCCAUAGCGCUGAUGAAACUGCUGCUGUGUGCAAGGUGGUCUACUUUGUACACCAAGCAUCAGUUUGAAGUCAUCUCUUGACCUGGAACAUAUUUUGGGGAUUUACCACCUAACGUUUCAUAAUAUGUGCUACCUGCCUUGUCUCUGCAUCAUCAUCAGUGGAGGGACAGUAGGGAUGGAGGACCAGAGAGUUGAGGUCUGGAGUCAUUGUGUUCCAGGUUAAGUCAUGCAGACGCUGCCAAUACCAGCUUUAAAGGGAAUAACAUAGACUUUUAGUGAUGCUACAAAAGGUCUACUUUCCUUCCCAUGUUUAUAUUUGUGUUUUGUUGUUUCAUAUGUUGAGUUAUCCUGCAAUGUUCUCUAUACAUUUAAGGAACAUUUUUCCUAGGCUGCAUCUGAGUUAACAUGCAGGGAUGUCUCAUAUAUGAUAUAUCUGUGUUUCUCAUUAUGUUUCUAACUUUAUCAGGGGCUCUCAGAGUUUUUGGAAAUGGGGACCAGCAAGUAAAUUAAGUCUAGUUUUGCGAGCCAACUUUGUAAUAGUCUUUAUUCUAAAUUGAGACAAAUCAUGAUUUUAUUUGCAACAUUCAGUUUACUAAAGAUUCUUGCACAGGAACAUGAAUGAAAUAGACAAAGAUUACAGUAAAUGGAAUUUGUCAGUCAGUUGAAAAGUGUUGUGCACACUGUACUACACUGUUGAGAAGUGAGCCUUUGCUAAGCCCCUCCCCUAAGAGGAAGUAACCAGUAAUAGCUUAGCAGGUGUAAGUUGGCACAGCAGCAUGGAGCAAUACUUGGUGUUUAAAAAGUUGAAUGGGGGUGUCUUCUUAAGAGAAGCCAUAAGAGUGGAUGAAUGAAACUGUGUCUAAUAAGAUGUUAGCAUUUCUGGUGAACUAGUUAACUUUCUGCGAUAGUAAUUAAUUUAUCAAUUUAAGACAGAUUUUGGGAUCUGGGUCACAAUUUUGAUGGUUAAUGGUCACUUUUGCACUUUUCCAUUACAACAAAUCUAAAAAUGGUGAUAAGACUUCUGUUAGGGUAUCAAAGAACCAUGUUCCCUUUGAUUUGGAAAAUCAGAUUUACACUACCAUAACACCCCAAGAAUGACGUAAGGGGCUGUGAAAUGUAACAAAAAGACAUUGAGGGUUGUUGAAAAUUACAUCAGAAGCAAAGACAUGUCUUCUGAGGCAUUUUAAAGCUUUGGUCAUCAUAUCCACACUACCGUUCAAAGGUUCAGGGUCAUUUAGAAAUGUCCUUAUUUUUGAAAGAAAAGCAUUUUUUUUCAUUGAAGAUAACAUUAAAUGAAUGAUAAAUCCAGUCUAGACAUUGUUAAUGUGGUAAAUGACUAUUCUAGCUGGAAACGAUUGAUUUUUAAUGGAAUAUCUCCAUAGGGGUACAAAGGAACAUUUCCAGCAAACAUCACUCCUGUGUUCUAAUGCUACAUUGUGUUAGCUAAUGGUAGUCUGUAUAUAGCAUGUAGGACUACUAGCCUUCAUUUCAAAUAGUAUGCUGUGGCACAUUUUACCUUUGUCCAUUUGGAUAUUACACUUGGUCUUGUUGCUACUUUAACAAUAUUUCAAUUAACUGUUCAACCCUAGUUUAGGUUAAAACUAGCAGCUCUGUGUUAAGCCCUGUUUGUGCUUCGACAUGGACAGACGCCUGACACCCACAGAGCCAUAGUGGUAGCUGUUAUACUCUGCUAGUCUGCUGAGUCCACCUGAAAACUCGACUGCAUACAUGUGCAAUUGGUUGUACGUAUCAGUGUAUUCUGCCCACACACACUACUUUCCCACAGAUUUUAGGCUGCACACGUGCACAUAUCCGUGGACGGCUCUGCAUCGACCCUUAGGAACUUGGAGCGAUGGUGAACUUUAUGUCACGCAGACCGUUAUGGAUUGUAUAAGACAGGCCCUAUUCUUUACAUUGAAGCCAACAGCAUUACAGUUACCACACAUGCUGAUUAACCCUCAUUGUAAAAUCAUUUAAGGAGCCUUUUAGAGAUAAAAAUGCAUAGACCGAGAGCCUGAUCUUACAUUCUCUUAUCGUACAAGUAACACUCAGAUGAAGUAGCUCUGUGAUGCAGUUUGUGUCAGCUGGGCCAGGCAGGUUUAGUUUCAGUCUUUCAGCAGUGUAACGUGUACAGGGUGGGCCAGAAGUAGGCUUACACUCAGUAGGUAUGCUUAGUAGGUAUGAUAAAAUGCCCGGCGUGAAGGCGGGGGAGUGUUAAAGGCUCCUUACAAUGAUGUGUGCAACUGCUUGGCAUUUUCACACUUCCAAUAUUGCUUUAGUGUCCACUUUCUUUGCUCUUGAUUUAAUUUGGUUCCCAUUGCUCACAGUUCCUGUAAAAAACAAACAAAAUAAUCUCUAUAAAAAAUCAAAACCAAAACUGGAAGAAAUAGCUUAAUAACAUUUCCAAAACAUGAAUAAGGGAUGUGGAAUACUGAUUUGGAAUUAUGGUUUCGAUAAAUUAGAUCGAAAACGUGAAAGAAAAACUGUUCGCCUACUUUUGGCCCACCCUGUAGCCAUGGCAAUGAAUAUCAGAGACUUCUUGUUCGAAACUAGUUAGCUGCUGGGAACAUUAGUCAGCGUAUCGCCAGUGCAGCGUCCGUUAUCCCAUCAGUCAGAAAAAUCAAGAGGCGGUUUCCAGAAACGAGAAGCUGCUUUUGUCUCCCACUGUCGGAAAACAAAGACAUGUUGCUUCAGCACAGUCAUUUGCAUAUGUGUUGUAUAAGAACGGACAGCUCAACAGGAACUAAAGGCAGCGGGGCCUAGCAAACGCAGAGGUGUCUCUUGCAGUGUGUCACCAACGGGUCGACCAUUAAUACUGAUCACUAGUAAUCAAGGAGAUUUACUAUAUAUACUGAUAAUUAAAGUCCUGGUGUCAAAAUUUAGAACAACACAAACUCCAACACAAAAAUGCCUUUAUUUAUAUUCUGCAUAUGUUAAAUUGAAAAUAACUUUCCAGCAUCUACCCUUCAGUGUCGAUUGGCUAUUAGUAAUGACUUGUAACCCGACAGUGAGACAUUGCUGUAUCGGAGCCAAUCGAGCACAUUUUUUAACUAAUUUAUUUUGUUGGGAAAAUUUAAUAAUAGCCGUGCUCGAAAUAUCAGAUCCGAUAACCUUCCAAACUCUACUUUCAGAGCCCUGUCAUGUUGUGUAAAUGAAAGCAGCACUUCUCUAAUCUGAAACCAACCAUAUGAUCCUUUGUGUAUCUUGUCAGUCCCCUGUGUUCCCUCUCAUUCAUUUCCUCUGUUUGUUUGCGUUGUGUUCAGGGGUUGGGGUGGGGGGUUACGUUGACCAGGACCACAUGAGUAUUUGCAUGCCAGUCAUAUGCUGUUUACAUGUAUGCAUAGUGUCGACAUGCAUGCACACAGUUAACAAGCUGUUUUCAGAAUCGGUGUGAGCUGAUUAGCCACCAGAUUUCUGCUUGACUUUGUUUACUUUCUGCAAACGUGUUGCAUUUAAAGGGUCUGAGAAUCUAGUGAAGCAAAUAAAUCAGCCCUCCUAGCUCCAGCAGGAAUGACAUGGGGGAAAUCCUCUUGCUUAAAAAUACACUCUUCAAUUAUUCCACUUCCAUCAAAUUAUCAAGCAGCAUAUUGUGCGCAUGUGAACGCAGCCAGUGGCUCUCUUAAACUCCAAUAUGUGCCUCUUGAGAUUCACUGGUUGACAAGGUACCUUUCUCUCUGUCAUGCCAUUAAUGCAAUUUUCUUUUCUACUGCAUUGUAAUACUGUGCAAUGAUUUUCUUUUUGUACUCUUUCAGCUCUGACACAACAAGAGUUUCAUUCUAAAAUGACGCGUCCACUGCUUUAAUUGCUGUCAGGAAACAACUUGCAGAUAUCAAGACAUCCUGAGGGGUGAUGCCAAUUUUGGAUUGUGGAGAGAUUUUCUUUUCGGAAUGGAACUCUUUCUGCUUUUGUGGCUCGUACGGGCCAAAAUUGUCUAAAUAAAUGUCCUUGAUUUGAAAAGCA
Molecule: messenger RNA, 6227 nt
Organism: Acanthochromis polyacanthus (spiny chromis)
Lineage: Eukaryota; Metazoa; Chordata; Actinopteri; Pomacentridae
Gene: slc41a2b
Product: solute carrier family 41 member 2b
Exons: 11
Coding region: 227-1939 (570 amino acids)
Biological process (GO): monoatomic cation transport
Cellular component (GO): plasma membrane
Molecular function (GO): monoatomic cation transmembrane transporter activity
Source: RefSeq, a predicted model, not a curated record